This is a messenger RNA of Ornithodoros turicata, 3472 nucleotides long. RefSeq lists its product as uncharacterized. The record is from RefSeq and is a predicted model, not a curated record. The transcript has 2 exons. Lineage: Eukaryota; Metazoa; Arthropoda; Arachnida; Ixodida; Argasidae. Bases 23 to 391 code for a protein of 122 amino acids.
ACGGGACAACCAAAACUCUUAGAUGGAAGGACGGCACGGCAUGGAGGCUGAGGAUACUACAGCAGGACAAAAGAAGAAGCAUAAAAAAUUCCGCCUGUUCGGCAAGAAGAAGUCGACGCCAGAUCCCAACUGCCCACAAUGCAACCCGCAGCUUGUGGUCGCCAUGAGAGCAAAGGCAAGGCAGCAAGAUCUCCUCCAUCAGCAGCAACAGCAACGGGAGGCUAACGACACAACUCCUGAUCUUGCAGAAGACGAAGUUCCUUGCGAAUGUCCCCAGUGCCAACGCAACCGGUCUGAGCAACCCCUCACAGUUGAGCUCCUUCCUAUGGACACUCAAGUCACACUCCAGCACAUGAUGCAGGAUGCAGCUUUUAUGUGCAACCUCCUCUGAGAAGAAGACGUAGUCAUUGUUAUGCCUCCGUUACACGACGUGUAGUGCUUGGCCCACACAUGAACUGGAGUUGUACUGGAGUUGUACGUAAUGGGGUCUAAGUCUGUUCUUCUGUACUUCUAGUCACGUUUCUGUGCCCCAAAUGGUGUUUUGUUUGAUUUUAGUAGUUUCGUGUAGACCUCGGGAGUGUCGCUUUCCACGGUGGUUUUCAGUGAAGCGCGGUUCAGGCAAUGGCGUGCAAGAGGCACAAGAUUGCGGUUUUGUUGUAUAUUGUUUUUGACAUUGAAAUUGAGUCGUAGAACAUGUGGCAAUUUUAUGGUGGCGUUUAAGUGCGAGAUUAUGACAUUAUGAGCUUGAAAUGGCAAACUGAUAUUUCACGGCAUCUGGUGCAUUUUUAGAGUGCGGGGGGUCUAUUUAUUUUGGCGGGAAAAGUCAGCCAGAAGGGACGGCUUGCUAUUUCUUGGUAAAUAAUUCCUUAGUUGGUAGUCAAGGUCCUGAAGUAGUCAGAGUCAAGCGAUGUGGGGUCAAAGGUCAGAGGCCUUCCGCCGUCCCGCCCACGAUUGGACAGGCUGCUGAGGAGACCGGUAUCCCGCAGGUAGUGAAGAACCGCUGCGGUUACACCACCGCUGCGUCUGUCAAGUAAUAUAUGUUGUGAAAAAGAUGGAGUAUCCGAGGCUGGUCGGGCGAGACUCGAGCGCGUCGCUGAAGAUCUUGAAACGGCGGCUGUCGAGAAGAAGGUGUCGAAUGCCUGUCUCGACGUUGCAAAUAGAAUAUAGGGGUGUGGCUUGCUGGUCCAUUUUGAACAGCAGUGACGGAGUGCGGCCGCGGUUGAUGCGGAGCCGAUGGAUGACAGAUUCUUCCCUCCUUGAGACACGACUGCAGAUAGUAUACUCCAGCGUUGGGUCAAUGGACCCAAGAAGGGGUUGGUCCUGGCAACGUCCUUGACGUAUUUUUAGACAAGGUGCGAAAAGCCUCCCGAGUUACUAUUUCACAAAUGAAAGAGAACAACGAACACGGGAACAGACAUAGUGAGUGUAACCAAACUCAGCUUGCUUAUAGACAUAUGCGCUCAUCUCAUAUACAGUCGAUCUGCGAACUAGUGCAGUUUGCUGUUCAGAAUAUUUUAUUAUAUUUUAUUGACCUCUAUCUUCCAUCAUGACCAAGCUGAGAGCUAACAGAGUCCUAACGAAAGUAAUAGGGCUGUACGGGACUCGGUAGCGACCCUUGCUAACUAUCAGGGCUGUUCACGUUCGAUGUCAGGUGCUAACAGCUUUGGCGAAGUGGACCGAUGUGUGUGGUACAGCGUUUGCGCACGUAAAGAGUGCAAUACAUUCAAUAAUCCGCCCAUUUAAUGACACACAUUCCUGUUCAACCCCUUUCGUAAUAUCGUAUACCCAUGAAAACAUGCAGGAGCGAGGCGCGUUUUUAUGCCAUGUGACGAAAGACUCCAAAGAACGCUCCGGACUAAUGGAGGGGAGCACAACAUACAUUUCUGUGCCGUGGCAUUUUGUAGAUGUGUGGUUAGUCGGUAAUCGGUAUUGCUACAUAGACUGAUAGACUUACAAUAAACAACUGAUUAUGCACUUUGCAUGGUAGUUCUUUGAAGUCAGCGGAUAUCGCCGCAGGAGCCCCAAAAUGACAGCCCGCCUUUUCGAUUUUCUGCCAGCACUGAUAUAAGCUAUUACCUAACCUGAUGUGAACCACCCAGUGUGCAUCCUUCAUCACGAAAGAAAAAAAAUAAAUAAACGGGAAGAAAACGUAGGAACAAAAGGCAAAUGUGCAACAAGCCCAAAUUUCCCCUCUUAGUUCGUCGUAAGGUUCCUUAUACCGCAAGUCUGUGGUGUGUGUACCUGAUCCACAUCAAUUGUAUUUAGCAGCACUUCACCGCGCAGAACAUUGAGGACUGCACUUGACACAUAAUACCAAAUAUAUUUUUAGCCAGGGAAAAAAUACAAAUACAAAAGCCCUUUGAUUCUUAGGAGUAGCCAUGUUCAUAAAGUUGUUUUCACCUGUCGUGCUGUCCAUGAAUCACGGAGGGUAUAUUGUGAAACGACGCCCUCUUUUAACGCCCUGGCCAACUUCGUAAAUGUCAAACUAUACAGAUUUCCCGUCCUGCCCUUGUACCCCCUAGAGCAACAGCAACAAUGAAUUAUGCAUGGUGAUGUCGUGGGGUGUUCCCCCGUUUAGACUCCGGGACCCUAUAUACCCCAGUGCAUGUGCGGUAACUAUGAUUCGAUGAGCUGAAGCAGAAAGCAGUGUACGUUUUCCAGUCAAACUGCUAGUGUGUAUUUGGUUGUCGAUUCUUUGGCAGCCACAUGACUUUCGAUGGUUGUGGGUGACUGUGGUUGCCAGUGUGCUGUACGAGAGGCCUCGACAAUUCAUAUGGCGCCAUAUAGUGCCAUUGAGAUACAUAGAAACAGCAAUGCCCAUAUCAUAAUAAGUAUGUGGUAGUUGCACAGGGCUAAGUCAUCCUUGAGGUCCUCCAUGGAAGAGUAUAAUCCUUAGUUCACGGCAUGAGGGAAUCUUGAAAAUGCUUUGGUAUGUCGUCGCCCAUUACACAUCCACUUCCAUGCACCCUUGAAAAGCAUUACAGUUGCGGCAUACCUUGCUUGGUUUGAUUGUUUGCUCGUUUAUUUUAGUUGUGAUUGCAAGUGGGGACGAUGGGUUUCUACAUUCCUUCUCAUUCCUGCCACAAGCACUUGCAAAAUACAUCAGUGCAGAUUUUUAUGAAUGGGCCAACACCAGUGGCGUAGCCAGACCUCCAAGGUAGGGGGGGCUCGAUACGAAAACUCGCCCCCCCCCCCCGCUGAUCCUGUGUCGACAACACACAACUUGUGCACGCUGCAAACUGAGGAUUAAAAAAAAAGGAACGAAAAUAGUUGAUUUAGACGUUCACAGUACGAUUACAUGUAUAGGCUGUCAUGACCAAUGAGGUGGUGUCACAAGAUUGGAAGUAUUUUGAAAAGCUCAUACUUUGAAAACCAUUCAAGAGUGCUUCUUAGAUAGACGCCAUGAACUGCAAGAACCUUCGCGAUCGUCACACUGGUCCCCCCCCCCCCCAACAUAUAUUAUGUUCUAGGA